Messenger RNA from Saitoella complicata NRRL Y-17804, 462 nucleotides. RefSeq lists its product as uncharacterized. The record is from RefSeq and is a predicted model, not a curated record. The coding region runs from base 1 to 462 and encodes 153 amino acids. The transcript is spliced from 2 exons. NCBI's taxonomy places the organism in Eukaryota, Fungi, Ascomycota, Saitoellomycetes, Saitoellales, Saitoellaceae.
AUGGAUCUUGCGAACAUCGAUGGUCUGCUUGGCUACGGUGCUCACGUUGGCACCGCUGCACUGUUUGGGAGCACCUUGCAAGUGCUCAUGGUCAUCAUGCCCAGUAUGCUCGCGGUACCCUACUCCAACUACAAAAAGGCCGAAUUCACAACCCGCAUGUUCAUCAACGCCAGCAAGUACAUCCGCCCUACCUACUUCUUCACCCUCGCCUGCCUCGGCGCCAAAGCCUACCGAUCGGGUUUGCCCAUUGACAUCGCUGCCUUCACAGCUUUGUUGGCAACCUUGCCCAUUCAAUUUUGGUUCGGACCUUCUCCGAAGGGAGAUUCGGUGGUUAAUGAGUUUGUCAAGAAGGGUGAGGGGAAUGAUGAUGGGAAGGCGAUCAAUGAGAGGAUUAAGGUCUUCAGGAGGGCGAACGCGAUCAGGUUGGUUUUCCUUGGUUUAGCGGUGAUAUUUAGUCGUUAG